Messenger RNA from Beta vulgaris subsp. vulgaris (sugar beet), 1011 nucleotides. RefSeq names its product early light-induced protein 1, chloroplastic. Lineage: Eukaryota; Viridiplantae; Streptophyta; Magnoliopsida; Caryophyllales; Amaranthaceae. The coding region runs from base 127 to 720 and encodes 197 amino acids. The transcript is spliced from 2 exons. The record is from RefSeq and is a predicted model, not a curated record.
CAUAUUUCCUCAUCAAAUAUACUUGCAUUUCUCUUCUUAAUUAGCAUUCAUUGCACCUUUUCUUGUACACAUACAAUUUUCUGCUAAUCACUAGCAAAUCCUAAGUUACAAAUUUUGGCAAUAACAAUGUCGAUGCAAAUGCAAUCCCUCCUUGCUAACCCUGUUGGCUCUUUUGCUAAUGGCUCGAGAAUGACCAGCAUGGUGUCUCCAUUAGGGUUUUAUCCUAGAAUGAGUAACCGUGUUAAUUUUGCAGUGAAGUGUAUGGCCGAGGAGGGAGGUCAGGGUGAACCGAAGCUUGACUCUGGUUUACCAAAGACAACUCCUCCUAUGGCGGCUUCACCUACCCCUACUCCAACUCCCAAGCCUCAACCAAAGGUAAGCACAAGCUUCGCAGACUUGUUCGCCUUCAGCGGGCCAGCACCAGAGAGGAUCAACGGACGCCUCGCUAUGAUCGGUUUCGUAGCAGCCAUAGCCGUAGAAUUAUCCAAGGGAACAGAUUUAUUCUCCCAGAUUUCCGACGGCGGAGCACAGUCGUUCCUAGCAACCAGCAUCCUUCUUUCAGUAGCAUCACUUGUGCCAUUGUUCAAAGGAAAGAGAGCUGAGGCAAAAACAGAUGGUUUGAUGAAUGCCAACGCUGAGCUAUGGAAUGGUAGAGUUGCUAUGUUAGGCCUUGUUGCCUUGGCUUUAACUGAAUUUGUCAAAGGUGGAGCACUUAUAUAAGCAACGUUACGUUACGUUACGUUAUUGUAUGCAUCCAUCACUACCAAAUUGAUUGAUUAACUUUUUUAGUGUAUAUUGAGUUUGAUCUUUUGUAGAUAGCUAGGACAUGUUAUAUGGGAUAUAUGUUACAAGUUAAAGACAAAGUGAUUAGUUCACUCUACAAUGUUACGUUAAAGUAUUCCUGUGGCCGUGUUGUGGUCUAUCAUUUGUUGAUAAGAAAGUUCUAAAGAUAUGUUUGUAUACUAAAGAAAUUUUUGUAAUGGAUGAAAUCUUAUCAGUAUUAUUGUUCAA